GUUGAUCCAUUCAGUCAGUCCAGAGCAGCGGCUUCACUGCUGGGGACGAGGCGCGAACGGAACAACGCAUUUAACAGUGAUGGCCUUGGCUAUGCAGAUGUGCUGGUAAACCUGCUGCUGCAUGUAAGAAAAAAAAAACAGACAUCUUGAUAAAAUACCUAUCUAAAGUCAGAAGGAAGAAAAAAGUACCAGCAUAAACAAAUGCCAUCAUGUACAGUGUGGAGGACCUGCUCAUCUCUCAUGGAUACAAGCUACCCAAACAUCCCACAUCCUCCACCCCUACAGCAUUCCCUACAUCCUCGUCCUGUCAGCCGUCCUCAUCUUCACCUCCAUCCUACAGUAAAUGCCAUAAAAUUCUGGAAAAUAGGCCUGACUCAAAGACAGUAAAUGGCUAUGAAAUGGGGCCUAUCAUGGCCUUGGGAAACAGCGGUGGAAUGAGACAAGUCCAAGCAGUUGGUGGGGGCUGUCCCAAUAACAACAAUGAACCCAGGGAUGGGAGCCAGCAAAAACAGGAUGCAGAGAACCGGGGCCAAACUGACACCCAUUCAUUAGGAGAGUCACUGACCUCAGAUAGUGGCUUUUGUGAUGCCAGCAGGGGCCCACAAUUGCAGUCCAAAGAUGUUUCCUUUUGGAGGAGGAGAGGCCAGGAUUUCACAGUGCUGCCGGACUACACUAACUACAGAGAACCCCAUGGAAGUGAACAGGAGGAAUACAUUGGGCCUGAAGGACUUCAACAAGCAACAGGUCAAGAGCUUUCUGUAGAGGACCAUAAAAGGGCAGCUCAAGAGAGGCAGCACUGGGUAGCCCAAGUCCAGGUUCAGACUCAAUCACAGGCCCAGGUCCUGGCUCAUAACGAUUCUAAAGAGAGGGAAGCUGCUCUUCAUCAGUGGAGGAUGGCUGCUGAGAGGAAGUGUCAAAGCCUAGGGACAGAAGAGUGGCAUCCAACUGUGACAUCUGGACCUCAGCUCUCUCAAAGUGAGGAUGAGCGCUGGGCACAGGAGCAGCAACAGUUCAAUGCCAGAACACCAGAGGAAAUGGUAGUCCAUCCAAGGACUAAAGCCAAAUCCCAGUCCCGGCCCAGGAUGCUGCAAUCUGAGAGCCUUCGGUAUAUGGAUGUAGCCUUGUCUGGUCGGGAGCUGUACAGGCGGGUCAAUGGCCACCCACCGUCUUCUUUCCAAAAUCUUUACAGGGCACCCCACUGGCCAGAGAAUGGUAGGCCAGCUAGUGCCAACCAACUCCCAAUGACACCAAAACUCCACUUUACCCGACCCCCCAGACCUCCUUCUUAUGAGAUGCACCAACAGAUUAGAGGAAGCUGUGAGGUGCUGUCUAGCAGAGAAUCACUUCCUUCGCAUGCAAGGGACAGAACCCCCAUUCCCAUAUCAAGAACUACAGACCAUAACUUGGACUACUUUGCACAGGAUUCUGGACCCCCAGUGUACAUCCCUCCUCCAUCAUAUAAAAGAAUUCCUAUAAUUGGAGGGGGGCGGCAAGGAUACGGUGAUGUCCCUGUUGACCACAGGUACAGAAGAAGUGUGUAUCAGCAAGUGCAAAUGGCUCCUGAUGGAUCUCACUGGUUCUUCAGACACCCAGCAAGUUCUUGGCCUGGCCCACAUAGAGAAAGAAGCAUGUCUAAUCAGAAGAAGCUUUACUCUGUAUAUUCUACCCAAAAACGACCAAGAGGAGGAGUACAGUAUAUCUCAUUUGACGAUCCUCAUAUUCGUCAUAUUUCCUCAGCCCCGGGAGGCAACUCCCUAACAGAUGCUGACAAAAUUCGCCACAUCUUUAACGAGCUUCCCAGGGUCACCGUGUCAGAGCCUGCACAUGACGACUGUGCCUUAUUGCCCCCGCCAUUGGGGCCUUUUAUCUCUGCCAAAAUGAAAGAGAAAGAUAAGCAGAUGUCUUCUAGCAACUUUCAUGUCAAUGAGAGGUGGCAAAAUGAUUUGCACAAAAAAACUAUUGAUAACUUCCCAGCAUCUGACCAAAACUGUAAUAACAGUUACAACUCAAAGUCUCAACUUUUUUCUUCAUCACCCUCUUCAGCCUUUCAAGCCCUAUUUUCAAGAACCUCUUCUCAUCAAGAGUCUAACUCAGAGCAUGUCUUUGCCAAAACCAUAACUCAAGUCAAGACAAUUGUACCAGAUUCAGGAGCAGAAAACAAUAGGAACACCAAGAGGAGAGUUAGUGAAACCAUUUUCUGCCUUGUGUCUGUUCCCAUUCACACACCAACCAACAUCCACACAGAUUUAACAGCUGAUCAGAACAACAAUGAGGCAAAACCAAACUUGACCAUUACCAAUACCAAAACCUUUGCUGUAGGCCUCAAAGAAAGCCCAAAUAUUCGUAGCAAGUCUGUAAAUGAGAUGCCUCUCAAAUCACAGUAUUCUCACUUUCAUUCCAGCAGGACAUCCUCAAUGAGGAAUUACAAGCGAGCUCCUUUAAGGAAGGAAGUAAUAGAUGCCUGGGUACUCCAAGCAAAUAAAGAAAAAAACUCAUGUUAUGCUGGAUCCUGGCCUGGAAACCAGUAUCGUAAUCAGGAAACUCAGACUGUCUCACCUAUUAAAGAUGGUAAAAGUCCAGAACCCCAGAGCUUAACUGUGGGACAGGAGCCUAUACAGUCUGCCUCCAAUAUGGAUAACAAUUUUGGAACAGACAGCCCCUCUUCCUAUGGCUACCCUAUGGCUGGUCAAAAAAACCUUCAUCCUUCCCGCAACAGCGCCUUUUCCUGUCUCAGCAUCAGCCCAAUACAAACCUCAUCAUUUCAGCCCUCACAACAAGACCCAUCCUCUCCUUCCAAAGCACAGAAUCAAACUGAGCAUCUAUCAUUCUCCUCUUCGAAGAUGAACAUUCCACCAGAAAGUGCAGAGACAGUGAUUUUUGGUCAGUUUCUCUUAAAGCCAGUGAACCAAUGGCCCUGUGAUGUCAUUGGUGAAUUGGAGACUAUCAAUAAAGAGAUGGAAGACACAAUCAGCAAGAGACCAAAUGUGGGUCAAAUCCUCAAUGAAGCUGACAAUGUAGAUAAGAGACGAGCUUGGGUGGAUGGACCAUGUUAUACUGCUGGUCCAGAAGCAGGCCAAGACACAAUUAAUCUUCCACCUAUACACAUAGAGCAGCCCAACCACAUAAUAAAGAGAUCAAAGUCAUUUGACUCUAGUCCUGAUCUAGAAUCCAUUGAAAGGAAUAACUCUUUCCUCAGGCCACAGGCCAACAAGAACACCCUGCUCCUUAGUUCAAACCCCAGAGACAAUUUUCUUCUUUCCUCUCUUCCCCCACAUGAUGAGUCAAACCAGCUCUAUAAGCAGGACAUUCCAGUCCCUCAAGAAUCCUUAUUGAGAGAUGUGGGACUAACUGUUUACACAGAAACUCCUGGUGGGCCCGGAAAACCAAUGCAGCGCUCACUCUCAGUUCCAUCUUCACUAAGUCAAAAUUAUCUUAGUCAGUCAAAAUCUAGUGGCAGCUUUGAGCAAGAUUCAGAUGAAAAACUUUAUUCUAGAGUAAAUAUUGAGCAAAAUGCUGAAUCAGAAAUGAUUUCACAAUGCAGGGAUGAGACAAAUGCUUUUAGAAAAAGCUAUGAAAGUUGUAUAGCACCUCAGAAAGAAAGCUCAUCAUGUAGCACAAAGCAGGCAUUCAGUGUUUCUUUUGUAUUUGAGGAUGAUGAUAGCAGUGAAAUAUAUGCACUUUCUGAAUCUUUGACCUAUAAGAAUGACUCGACAAUGGCAGAUAGGCACCUAGAGAGCUUACUUAAUCAGGAAAAAGCUAACUCCUUGCCUGCAGAGGACCUCAGCAACCUGUAUGAGGUCCAGUGUGCAGAAGGAAUUCCUGAAAACGAGUCCAGAGCAGAAAGAGCAGCACAAAUCCUGGGUAUAGCUUUUCCAGUUGAGACUUUAUGUGUGGCUGACAAACAGGCUGAUGAUAGUCAGCCUAAUGCAGGCCCUACCUUAGCUGAGAAACACCACAGUUCAAAACAAGACAUACAGUAUGUGGUAGAAAAGUGUGUGCAAGUCAGCAAGAAAUUUCUGACAGUCCAGGGAGCAAAUACAGAAGAGACUAGAUCAAAGGUGGAGGUAAAGCCUAUAUAUGACCACACUGAUGGCCAAGACAACCAGGAUACAAACAGCCAGCCAGGUCUAGACCUUCCUGAGUUCCCACCAAGUAAACUUCUACUGUCCCUACCUGUCGCCCCAGACAAAAAGCUGGCACUCAGCAUGUACAGUGCAGAGAAGAAAGGAAGAGACGGGGCAUGUAAACAAAUUGAUUCUGUGCUGGAUAAGAUGAACUGUUCUGCAGUUUUAUCUGCUGAACCUCUGACCAGUUUAACUACAGAGAGAAUGUCUCGUUUUAAAAAACUAGACUCUGUGUCUCAAAUAAGAAGCCUCAGCCUGAAAAGUCCAGUAUCUGAAGAAAAAACAGAGACUAAAGAAAGAGUGAGCGAAGCAAAGGGAUAUGAUUUUCACCAAGAGGAUAAGGAAUGGAAUGAAAAUAGAAGUACAAAGGAUCACAACCAAGUUGAACACGUGAAUGAAAAUUUGAAGUUGGAAAUUGUUGAAGAGUUAAAAGAUGACAUUGACAGGGGGAGUAAAAAAGAACGAAAACAAGAAGAAGUAGAAGAGAAUGCUAUUGAAGUUGUUCUAACAGUAGACAAUAAGCAGGGUAAGGAAGUAUUUGAAGAAAAAAUUAAGUUAAACAUUUUAGAAGAAGGCUCUGAGAACACUUUGAUGAAUGUAAGAGAGGAGCAUACUGCAGUAGCAGUUGAAAGAGCUGAAUUGACACAACAAUCAAAGAGAGAAAAGUUUCCCAUACCAAAGCAGCGCACCAGGUUCCAGAAACCUCCUCUCCUUCCUAAACCUUGCAGUGUUCCCAAGAGAGAAGUAACUCUGCCACCAAGCUCCAGCACCAGGACCUGUGGCCCCACAUAUCUGGAUGAUAAGGAAAUGCUUUGUGUCCCAGGUGGGUGGGUGUGA
Nematolebias whitei (Rio pearlfish) is the source of this 4961-nucleotide messenger RNA. RefSeq names its product junctional cadherin 5 associated a (gene jcada). Gene Ontology annotation, cellular component: adherens junction; ruffle membrane. The record is from RefSeq and is a predicted model, not a curated record. The coding region runs from base 210 to 4961 and encodes 1583 amino acids. Gene Ontology annotation, biological process: positive regulation of blood vessel endothelial cell proliferation involved in sprouting angiogenesis. Lineage: Eukaryota; Metazoa; Chordata; Actinopteri; Cyprinodontiformes; Rivulidae. The transcript has 4 exons.